CCAGCAGGCCAGUGGGCGCGUGGGCUGGGCGGUAGCCGGGCUAUAUAAGGCACCGCCCCACGCCGCUUGCUCCAGCCUCACCUGGGAGCGGAGCGGUGCGGAGAGUGCGGGCAGCGCUAGGGACAGCGGUAGGCAAAAUGUGUGACAAGCCAGACCUCUCGGAGGUGGAGAAAUUCGACAAGAAGAAGCUGAAGAAAACCAACACGGAGGAGAAGAACACGCUGCCCUCCAAGGAGACUAUUGAGCAGGAGAAGGAAUGUGUGAAGUCUUCCUAGAGUGAGAUGGCCUGGCAGGAAGAGCUACCACUUGAUUUUUUUGUUUUGAAUUAAAUAAUGUGGGGGUUUUUUUAAAUUUAUAUCAUGUACAUAUAUAGAAAAUACCUGCAUCACCUAACCUACUGUCCCACCUUGCUAGCAGCUUUGGCAGGUGGGGGUAACAUAGUGUGCCCCUCUAAAUCCAUCGAUAGCCUGACCCAACCCCAUCUCUGCUGCUCAGCUGACUCCUGUUGACACUGUUCUAGUGCAGUGGGCAGAUGAGCAAGGGCAAUGGAGGUUUCUGGGGACAGAUCCCUUCUGCCUGAGGAGUGGGGAUCCUUUCUGGCCUGGCCCAUGGCCUAGGUCUGUCUCACAUACUAUUCACUGACAGUGUUCUGUAGCCUCACACAGUUGGGUUUUUUUGACUUCCUUGGGAGGGGGAAUGAGAAGUUUAUUAUAAAAUAAAAAAUGUAAUGACCUA
Molecule: messenger RNA, 735 nt
Organism: Grus americana (Whooping crane)
Lineage: Eukaryota; Metazoa; Chordata; Aves; Gruiformes; Gruidae
Product: thymosin beta-15A homolog
Exons: 3
Coding region: 138-275 (45 amino acids)
Biological process (GO): regulation of cell migration; actin filament organization
Cellular component (GO): cytoplasm
Molecular function (GO): actin monomer binding
Source: RefSeq, a predicted model, not a curated record